Messenger RNA from Durusdinium trenchii, 2160 nucleotides. The record is from the annotation of a GenBank genome assembly. Lineage: Eukaryota; Dinophyceae; Suessiales; Symbiodiniaceae.
AUGUCUUCACCCUCCGCGGCAGAGCAUUCCAUCUCGCUGAAUGCCUACGCCUUGCACGAGGCUGUUCCACCCGAUCGAUGGUGCGUCACCCUGCAUGACCUGCUCUUCUUACAGAAGGACCUGGGCCGUGCUAUCCAGCGGCAAGAGAUUUGGCCACCCCAUGAUGGGCACGACGACUGGACUUUGACCAUGGACCAGGGCUACGGGCCCAGCAUUUACACAGUGAAUGAGCAAUAUAUCAAGCCCAUCACUGAAAAGGCUGGCAAAAUGAGUUGGGCCUUGAUGAGGAACCCAGAGGGUUUGGAGUGUGAUCUCUUCAUCAGCCAUGCUUGGCAGGAAGGGGUCUUUGAGUUUCUGGCCAAGGUCCGUCAUUCCUGGCCACGUGGGGCUGUGCACGCAUGGUGUUGCAUGUUGGCGAACCCCCAGAAUCUCAACCUUGCUUCCUUCUUGACUUCACCGAGCACGUCACCUUUCGCAGUGGCUUUGAAAGCCUCCGAGAUUGUCUUAGUGGUGCCCAAUCGUCACCAAAGCGUCUACACGAGACUUUGGUGUGCCUAUGAAGCUUACCUUGCUCAUGAAGAAGGGAAGAGGAUCUUAAUCGCCAAGCCCUCCAACCUUCCACAAAUCCUCUCAUCCAUGCGCUUGAUGCUCCUCGCAAGCUUCUUGGGAGCGUUCCUGGGCUUGCUGGGGAGUCUUUACAAUCUGCACUAUAGCAAGCCGACCACCUUUCUGGGGUGCUUGCUUUGCGUGCUCAGCUUGAACAUUCAGCACGAUACAGCAAGGAUCACCUUGCAUUUUUUUUUGAUGAUGCUGUGCUGGACUCAAAUCUCACAUUAUGAGCCGUUGUUUCCGACGUGGUCAACGACCUGGGAUUUUCAGCCCCCGGUGCAUGUCGCCUUUUAUACGUUUUUCUAUUUGAUGAGUGCCAUCUUCUGCAGCCUGAUGGAAGUGGAUCGCAUCAGUGGGAAUUCCACAGUUGUUGAAUCCGAGCAGCUUCAAAAGAACUACAAAGGUUCCAUCAGGCACGCGGAGUGUUCGGAGCCGGCGGACGCGGUGAAGAUCCGCGCGGAGAUCGGCGGAAAGCGGGAAGAGGUGGACUAUGCCAUCCACGUGCUCUUGACAGCAGGAAUGUCUACCACAGCCCUAAGAGAGGUGGCGCGGUCUGGAGUGGACAUCGAGUACGCAGCCUACUCGGAGAUCUCAUGUCCGGUGAUCAUUCUGGGCCCUUAUGAGCUGGUGACCCUGGCCUUCUUAGUGCUGGAGCUUAUACACUAUCGAGGGGUCAACUACCUUUUGUGGGCCUUGUUGGCAGGGCUCUCCCUCGUCGUCCGGCUGUUACUGAUUGGUGUAAUUCUUCGACGAGCAGAUGACGAGCGUUGCUUCAUUCUGAAGGUGUUGACCAAGGCAGUUGCAGUGGUCUUGGUGAUCUUUGCAGUUGUUUGUUCAUUGUCCAGCAUUUUGAGCAUGCAGACACUGUCCAUGGCUUGGCUGGUGCUUUCUGCCGCCAGCUGGUCGGUGGUUCUGGCUUUUGCAUUGCUCGGCAUACAAGGCACUGCAAAGCUUCCGUUGGGCCUCUCCUUACUGCAGAUCUUCUUCGCCCGUGGCCGCAAGGUCUUCGGCGCCUGUGCGAGGUCUUCGUUUGCCCCUGCGCUGCCGCACAGCGACGCGAGUUCCGACUCGGAGUCAGAGGAGUAUGCGGCCAUCAUGCUGUAUACCUCCAAUGCCAUCUACCAGGACCUGAACAAAGCCUUGCGGGACAAUAACCGCAGCAAAGUGAAGAAGUACUUCAAGUACUUGCGGCUCUUUUUCGAAUCCAUGGACGCCUUGCCAAAGCAGAAACGCAAGCUUUGGCGCGGCUUGUCGGUGGAUCUCCAUAAGAACUCCCAGUACAAGGUGGGCAACACCGUGGUUUGGUGGGGCAUCUCCAGUUGCACCUCUGAUGAGAAGGUGGCGAAGGGCUUCGCUGAAGGCUGCGGGGGCAAAUCCACGCUGAUCACUGUGGAGUCCAAGACGGCCUCUGAUAUCUCCCAGGUGACCUUUUACAGCAAUGAGAAGGAGAGCCUCCUCUCACCAGGAACACAGCUGAAGGUGAAGAGCAACAAGAUGAACGGCAACGUAUGUGAGAUCACGCUCGAAGAAGUCGGUCGUAUGCUGAAUUGA